AUGAUGAAAAUCGACACACUGGAGGAAUUCUCUGCCUCCGCCGAUCACGCAAUCGUGAAAGGGAAGCGCAGCAAGCGGCCUCGGCCCACCUCCUCCGCCGAGUCCCACACUUUCUUCCACCAUUCGUCUCCGGCCACUUCGAGCAGCAGGGAGGAAGAUGAGGACAUGGCCAAUUGCUUGAUUCUCCUGGCGCGCGGCCAUUCGCCGGCGCCGGAGACUAAAUCUGCAAGGGUCGGCAUCUACGUUUAUGAGUGCAAAACCUGCAACAGGACCUUCCCCUCGUUUCAGGCCUUGGGAGGCCACCGGGCCAGCCACAAAAGGCCCAAGCCCGCCAUCGAAGACGAUCAGAAAAAUCAGCCGCCGCCGCCGCCGCCGCCUCCGGAUGAACAGCUCACUAAACCACUCAAUUCGAACAAAAUCUGCCAAACUAAUGAUCAGAUCAGGCCAAAAAUCCACGAGUGUUCUAUCUGCGGGUCGGAGUUCGGGUCGGGUCAGGCCCUGGGUGGCCAUAUGAGGCGGCACAGGGCGCCGCCGCCUCAGCCGCCGCCGCAGAUUGAUAUUACGACGGAAGAUGGUGUUGAGAAACACAGAAGCGCGCUGGCGCUGGAUUUGGAUCUCAACCUGCCGGCGCCGCCGGAAGAUGAUAAAUUCGAUCAGUUUCCGGCCGAGCAGAAGCCACGUAUGGUCUUCUCCACGGCGGCGCUGGUGGAUUGCCACUACUAG
Striga asiatica is the source of this 723-nucleotide messenger RNA. Lineage: Eukaryota; Viridiplantae; Streptophyta; Magnoliopsida; Lamiales; Orobanchaceae. The record is from the annotation of a GenBank genome assembly.